Messenger RNA from Myxocyprinus asiaticus (Chinese sucker), 9279 nucleotides. Its product is annotated as spectrin beta chain, non-erythrocytic 4-like. Gene Ontology annotation, cellular component: cortical actin cytoskeleton; plasma membrane; cell projection. The record is from RefSeq and is a predicted model, not a curated record. Lineage: Eukaryota; Metazoa; Chordata; Actinopteri; Cypriniformes; Catostomidae. Bases 348 to 4550 code for a protein of 1400 amino acids. Gene Ontology annotation, molecular function: actin filament binding; phospholipid binding. The transcript is spliced from 20 exons. Gene Ontology annotation, biological process: actin cytoskeleton organization.
CCUGACACAGACGCACGCACGCACACCGGCAAAGACGCGCUGUUUUGGUUCUCCUUUUGUCGCUGGAGGAUUAUAAUACUGCAGUUUUUUUUCAGGAAACAGCUGGACUCAUAGAGACUGAAGAUUCUCUAGGAGACCGAACGCUUUGGUGUGCAUCUGUGUGUGCGUGCUGGUUGUUUUUUCGGAAAGCUGGACUGACGCACGGAUACUGCAGUAGAACUGCAGGGGCCUGGAUGCUAACCUGGAGGACAUGAGGACCCAGUGGAUCUCCCGCCCCUGAGCUCCAAACCCCACUGCUACUGCUGCACAUUCUGCUGAGCUGAGCACAGCUCUCAGAGGCCGAAAGGAUGCUGACAGCUCGUGAUGGAGCUCGAGAUGAAGCACAGAAGCUGCACAGGAAAUGGAUGAAGCACCAGGCCUUCAUGGCCGAACUGGCCCGCAACAAAGAAUGGCUUGCCAAGAUCGAACAGGAGGGUGAGGAGCUGGUCCAGGAACAGCCCGAGUUGCGAUCAGUGGUGGAGAUGAAGUUGAAAGAAAUCCGAGAGUGCUGGUCUCAUCUGGAGAACACCACUAAAGUCAAGGCUCGCCAGCUCUUCGAAACUCAGAAUAACCGGACAAGCGACCUGUCCACCAACAGCCUCAAUGACCUGGACCAGCAUCUCAAUGUCAUACAGGAACAGCUGCCCAGACUGGGCUCCACCCACACCACUCAACCCACCCUCCUUCAGCCCCGCCCCACUUUCAGCCAACAACUGCAGAAGAUACAAUCGAUGGAGGCCCAGAUGCAGCUUUAUCAUGGUGUUGGUGAAGUUAGGGGUGGGGCUUAUCAGCAAGGACCAGAGGAGGAGGAGCAAGGAGGCGUGGUGGAGACAAGAAUUGUGCGCCUUAUUGAGCCUCUGAAGGAGAGGAGGCGGAUCCUUCUUGCUUCCAAGGAAAUGCACCAAGUUACCCAAGACCUGGAGGAUGAAAUUGUAUGGAUUCAAGAGCGGUUGCAUCUGGCCUCAUCUACUGAAUAUGGCACCAAUCUGCAGGGUGUCCAACAGUUAAUACAAAACCAUGAGGCUCUACAAAUUGAGAUGCAAGCUCGAAGGGGACGUGUCGAGGAGGUGCUGGAGAGAGCGGAAGCUGUCGCUGCCCUGCGGACCCCUGAGGUGGAGCUUGUGCGGGAGGGGGCGGGGCAUGUGAGGCAGCUGUGGGAGGUGCUCCAGGUUGAGAUGGAACGUCGCACAUUGAUGCUGGAUGCUGUAAGCCACGCCCAACAGUACUACACCAACGCAGCAAAGGCGGAGUCUUGGCUCAGUGGGCAGAAGCUUCAGGUCCUCAAUGAGGAGAAAGGAAAUGAUGAGGCAAGCACUCUUAGGUUACUGAAGGAACAGUUGGCCUUAGAGCAGACAGUGGAGAAUUAUGCAGAGACAGUGGGCUCACUGUCCCAGCAGUGCCGUCGCAUGCUUGAGUUAGGACAUCCCGACAGUGAACAGAUCACCAAACAGCAAGCUCAUAUAGACCGGCUAUAUGUGUCUCUGAAAGAUCUGGUGGAGCAGAGGAAGACAAAGUUGGAGCAGCAGUACUGGUUAUAUCAGCUGAAACGAGAGGUGGAGGCGCUGGAGAAAUGGAUCUCUGAGAGAGAGGCUGUUGCCAGCUCCACUGAGCUCGGCCGGGACCUGGAGCAUGUCACGGCUCUGCAGGGGAGCUUCACUAAAUUCUCUUCUGAGACGCGUUCAGUGGGCCAGAAGCAGAUGGAUUCCGUCAAUAAGAUGGUGAAUGAGAUGAUUGACUGCAGUCACUCUGAUGCUGCCACCAUUGCAGAGUGGAAGGAUGGACUGAAUGAGUCCUGGGCAGAUCUUCUGGAGCUCAUGGAGACCAGAACUCAGAUGCUGGCUGCCUCAUACCAGCUGUACAAGUUCUUCACCGACUGUCAGGAGGUGAUGGUCCAAAUUGAGGGAAAGAUGAGACAGCUGCCAGAGGUGAGGUCCUGUCAAGUGAGCUCUGCCAACCCUGGCACACUUCAGAGACUCCUACACUCUUUUGAGCACUCCCUGCAGCUUCUGGUCUCACAGGUGCGCCAGCUGCAGGAAAAUGCUGCUCAGCUGCGGGCGAUUUAUGCCGGGGAGAAAGCGGAUGCCAUUUUGAGCCGUGAGCAAGAAGUGAUGCAGGCCUGGAAAGAGCUCCUGGUUGCCUGUGAGGGCAGUCGUGUGCAGGUCACCACAGUAACUGAUAAGAUCCAGUUCUUCGCUGUGGUGCGGGAACUGAGCAUGUGGAUGGAUGGAAUCAUGGGACAGAUUGGCUUGGCGGACGACGCCAGGGACCUCUCUGUGCUGGAGGGGAUGAUGUCUCAGCAUCAGAGUCUGAAGAGUAAGAUGGAUAACAAGAGCAAGAACUUCAUGCAUUGCGUGGAGAUGGGAAAGAUGCUGCUCGCUGCACGCAACCCUGCAGCUGAAGAGGUAAAGGAAAAGCUGGAGUAUGUCAUUGCAAAGCAGAAAGACCUUAAUGAGCGAUGGGAACUGCACUGGGAGAAGCUUCAGCAGGCCCAGCAGAGACUUCAGUCUAACCAGCUGGGAUUGGUAGAGCAGUCGUGGCACACAGUGAAAGAGCCAAUCACUCCAAACACUCGUGAAGUAGGGGGCGGAACUGACGAGGUAGAGGAGUUGAUUCGCCGGCAUGAAGCAUUCCGGAAGGCUGCGGCCACGUGGAAGGACCAUUUUAGCUCAUUACGACAGGCAGAAAAGAUGAAGGAGGAACAGAACAAGCCUACUACUUCCUCUCUCCUCAGCAGACAGAUGUUCCCUCUCUCAUGUCUUGUGCCCAGCUCCUCCUCCUCUUCUUCAUCCUCCUCUCUCUUCCGUAACCCUCUUCAAGACUCAAUUCUGGAGUCCAAGCACGGCCCAGACCUCAAACACUCCACAGAACAUACAGUGGUACACACACUCACUCAGCGGCUUGGGUCCACCCUGAACCCCUACACACCAGUCAUGAAUGGCUCUUCCUACCAGGGGCUGAACCAAUCGGCAACAGUAAUGGGAGAGGGUUUUUCCUACCAUGGGCUAAAACAACAGGGAGUUUCAGGGUUGGAUCAUUCCAACUAUCAGGGGUUAAACCAACAAGUUGGUGUCUUGGGGGUAAAUAGCUCAAGCUACACUGGAUUAAACCAACAGGGUGUUUUAGGAGAAAACAGCUCCAGCUACCACAGCCUGAACCAUUUAGGUGCUGUGGCCGUGGUAGAGCCCAAACUGGGAUAUGCUUGGCAGCACCUGAAAGCUGACUGCCUGCAGCCCAAAAUCAACCACAUUCACAAUGCUGUUCCACCUUUACUGGAGGCACACCGAGCUCAACUUGCCAGUGGCAUAGCAAAUGUGCCAGCUCCUCCUAUGGGCAUGGACCCCUCCCUGGAGAUGAUCCACAGCCGUUUACAGAGAGACCCCCGAGGGAGCCGCUCAGACCCACAGAUGGAUCAUCUGCGGCGGGAGAGAGAGUACCGGCUUGGCCGUCAGACUUCCAGUGAGCAGGAGAUCCAGGCGAGACUUAAUGAGCUCCCGCUUAUCGUUAGGCAGGAGCGUUACCGCAGAAGAAUGGAGAGACAGUCAUCCAGUGAGCAGGAGGGCAGCGGAAAACAUAGAGUACAAAAACAUGACUCUAGUGAUGCAGAGUCUGGGAGAGAACCGUCUGACAAGAGACCAUCUGGGGAGAAGCGUUCCACUAUGGCUGAGAUUGUUGAACAAGCACAAGAGAAAGAAGCUUGCCAAGCAAGGGGAGAGGUGUACCGGCCACCCAGUAGUCUCUCUGCACCAGUGAGUCGUCUGGAUCGACCCCGGGCUCGUGAUCGCCCCAAACCAAGACGAAGACCUCGUCCAAAAGAACCUGAGGAGCCACGGAGGUCUCGUUCUGCACCUGCCCAGAGUGUCACACCACAACCUCCUACACACACCGUCCAACAUGAGGGCUUCCUCUACCGCAAACAUGAAGAGGAGGGGAAAGAGAGGAGCCCAAACAGUAAAUCGUGGGUUAAUCUGUUCUGCGUGCUCAAACAAGGAGAGAUUGGUUUCUACAAGGAUGCGCGACACAAAACCACACCCUACAAUGAUGAGCCUCUUCUCAACCUUGCCAUCUGCACCUUUGACACUACCAAUGGAUACAAAAAGAAGAAGAAUGUAUUCAUUCUCAGGAACUCUGCUGAAGGGGACUACAUCUUCCUGGCUAAGGAUGAGGAGGAUCUAAAGGGUUGGGUCAACAAUAUUAAUGCUAGCCUAAAAGAGAUCGAUGAAAUUGCCAAGUGGGAAAAAGCCACAAAUUCCUCCACAGACCCUGACAAAUCAGAGCGCAAGGAGCGCUCAGAAGGGGCGGAGCCAUUCGAGGGAGCUGAGAGAUCAGAGAGGUCAGAGAAGUCUGAGCGUUCAGACCGAUCAGAUAAAAUAGAGGCAUCGGACAAAAGCUCAGAAAAGAGGGACAUAUCUGAGAAAGAGAGGGGAGAGAGAGGCGAACGAGGGGAGAGAGAGAGGAGGGAAAAAGGAGACCGGGGUUCCAGGUGUUCCAGCACUUCGGGAACAAGCAAAUGACUCAUCUCUCGUUUAUUUACCCAUUCAUCCAUCCUAGCCAUCUUUCUAGAGAGAACUGUUGCUCUGUUUGUCCUGACAGCCUGAUUUUUGGACAGACAUAAUUGAUUAUGUCCUGUGAAAUAUUUGUUGAUGUGUGUGUGUGUGCCAAUGUGUUGGAAGUCUAUGUAAGAAUAUGUUGACAGUAUAUGAAAGUAUUCCAGCAUCAGAGGGCCUGUUGGGUUGCUCAGCUUGAUUCUUACAGAAAAGGCACUUUAGACUAUCGAGGAUGACUAUAGCCCUUAAUAUUUUAGAAGCAUUUUCUUGAAGCAAUAUACUGUAUGUUAUAACGGAUACUGCUUGUUCCAGCUGUUCUGCUCCUCCAAGCGUGUGCGAGAAAGAGAAAGUGAUAGUGUUUUCCGAGAGAUAAAUUGGUGGUGCAGUAGUUAAUUAUGUUUCUCCUGACCGACAUCCUUACACACCCCAACUCAGACAUCGCCUGUGUUCAGAAUAGUAUAUAAACAUACUACUCAUAAUAUUGCAGCUGUAAACAGUAUGUAUACUCUGUAUAGUAUGCAGAUUUUCUGUAUGCAUAGAAUACCCAGAUGACCUACUACAUUUGCCAAAAUGUACAAAAGAGCAUACUAUAAGGAAUACUGUAGCCCACAAUCAGUGUUCAAAUUGUCACAGAGCACUUGUGGGUUCCCCUUAAAACCCACUCCUCUGCACUGUACUACAUUAAUAAAAUAUACUAAUGUACUAUGUACAUUAAAGGGAUAGUUCACCCAAAAAUGAAAAUUCUCCCAUUAUUUACUCACCUUCCUGCCAUUCCAGAUGUGUAAGACUUUCUUUCUUCUGCAGAACACAAACAAAGAUUUUUAAAAUAAUAUCUCAGCUCUGUUGCUCCACACAAUGCAAGUGAAUGGUGGCCAGAACUUUGAAGGUCUUGAAGAACAUACAGGCAGCAUAAAAGUAAUCCAUAUGACUCCAGUGUUUUAAUCCAUAUCUUCAGAAGUGAUAUGAUAGGCGUGUGUGAGAAACAGAUAAAUAUUUAAGUCCUUUUUUACUAUGAAUGCUCCUCCCUGCCCAGUAGGUGACAGUAUGCAAAAAGAAUGUGAAUCGCCAAAAACAAAAGAAGAAUGUAAAAAUUAAAAUGGAGAUAUAUAUAGUAAAAAAAGGUCUUAAAUAUUUAUCUCUUUCUCACCCACACCUAUCACAUCGCUUCUGAAUAUGUGGAAACACUGGAAUCAUAUGGAUUGCUUUUAUGCUGUCUUUUUCACUUUAUGAAUCUUCAUAGUUCUGACCACCUUUCACUUGCACUGUAUUGACCUACAGAGUGGAGAUAUUUUCAAAAAAUCUUUGUGUUCAGCAGAAGAAAGAAAGUUAAACAUAUCUGGGAUGGCAGUUAAUGUAAAUGAAGAGUAAAUGAUGAAAUAUUUUCAUUUUUGGGUGAACUAUCCCUUUAAAGAUGAUGGUAUUGAGGUGAGGGAGAAAAGAGUUCAGGGCUGCAGAAAAAAUGCUGGUUGAUGCAAAAACAGAGGACUAUAUAACCCGUUCCAUAUAAAAUUUGUCAUUUUGAUAGAGCCUCAUUCAAAUGUAAAUUCCUUCACAAAAGAGCAUGUGUUCAAACUUGGGUGUGUUUAGAAUUUUCAGAUGAAAAAACUUUGAUUACUUAUGAAAACUGGGACAGAUAAUGGACAAUGUCACAUUGAGUUUUAUGUUUGUAGUGUUCUAGUUUCAAUGAAACACCAGGGCGUUAUGGGGGCUCCCUUAACACAUAUGGGGGGUCCAGGACCCUCCUCCCCAGCCCCCCCCCCCUUAAUUUGAACACUGCCCACAAUCCAAUGUGCCCAACAACACUGUCUGUUUCCAUGUGAUGAAUGAACCAUAAUUACAACUGCGAUUUUUAACAUCUCUAUUUUGAUUCUUCAUUUGAUUGGACUGCCAAAAGUCAGGCCAUUUCCCCCCCACUCCAAAAAAAUAAAACAACGAGAAAUGAAAAAUAUCCAUAUUUAUUUCUAAAAUAAGUAGUAUUAAGCUAAUAUUCCAUUCCGAACAUAGUCGUUUACACAUGCAUACACACACACACACACACAGUGCAUUAUGAUUAAAUGUUACCUGCGGCCAUUCUCCCACCUGAGGCUAUACACGUCUUCCAUCUGCUGCUUAUAAUAAUGGUUUUAAUCAUGUGAGAUGCUUCACAGAGCUGAAGUAAGCGUCAUUCAGUCCAAACUACGCUCUAAAAGCGCCAUGAUGAAGAUUUUUAAUCACAAUCCAUUAAUAUAAUGUUUUAUGAUUGUCUGGCAGUGUAUGUGUGUGUGUGUGUGUGUGUGUGUGUGUGUGUGUGUGUGUGUGUGUGUGUGUGUGUGAGAAUGAGUACAGCUCCAUUCAGAAGAGGCUCAAAUGUAUUAUGUAUAAUCUUAUUGAUCAUAUUUAUGAAGAUAUUGCGAUACAAAUUUACAGUGCAAGGUUCUCUUUAUUCUUUCCUAAACUGAGAAGUAUGAUCAGCCACCCCAUAGGUGUACAAAUAUGCUGCUUUUUAUCAUCUGUGGCCCUUACAUCAUCCUUUGAUUGUAAAACGAUUAGUACACAUAAACUAGGGUGUCUGUGACAUUGUCAUGCUAAGAAAAAGAUUGUGUGUGUGUAUAUAUAUAUAUAUAUAUAUAUAUAUAUAUAUAUAUAUAUAUAUAUAUAUUUGUUUAUAUACUAGUAAAUGAAAGUUACUUCUAUGAGUUACAACGACUAAUAAAAAAGAAAUAAAGAAAUGACAGCUGUUGCGAUUACUAGGACAAGGAUGACAAUUUUCCCCCAAACUAGUUAUUUAUAUAUGUACAAGUUUGUUUACAGGGUUAUGAAAUAAAAUAUCAAAAUAAACAGGAAUCGAUAAAAUAAAUACAUCCUAUUUGUCUGUUUUUUUAUUUUUUUUAUUUGAACUGAUAGUCCUAUGGCUUUAAGAUGUUAAUCGCUUUUUUGAGGACAAGCUUUUCCUCUCUGUCUCCGUUUUCUUUAUACAAACUUUCUUCACCGGUCGUUGCCGAGUUCAAACUCUGACUGGCCCCAUUGUCUAUGCACAGCAAAUGUCAGCAUCAUAUUCAAACUAAGACCCAUUUCUAGUAUUGAACCUUGUGGAGUCCUUAGCAAACAUUGGGGAUCAUAUUCAUAAUGCCACCUAGCCCAACACUGUGUGUACAAACCUCCGCUUGAAAAAACAACAACUUUAGGACUCGUCUAAUGGAUUGUGGUUUAUAUUGAUAGAGAAUCUGUGUAAGAGUGACGUUAUGCCACAAGUACAGAUUUCCAAUGAGUUCCCCUCAUGGGAUGCUCUUAUCAAUUGAGGACUUGUCCAUGUCCUUCAGAGGCUGAUCCAGGUUCAGGAGAUUUAGCAGCAUUCAUACACACAAUUUCCUACUGUCACAUGACACAAAAUAGAAACACAAACAUAAUCCCUCAGCCAAUCACCCAACAGAAAACACACGCCCUCGUAUGCCCCAAAUCACUCCUUUUCUCACAUCAGUCCUGUUCCAGCCUAGUUAGGACUUUAGGGUGAGCUAGACCUAGUAUGGAGUCAAAUUCAUAUCAAAUUAGAAAAAGUGUAUGACAUGCUUUGAUCAUAAUUCCAUAAAAACAGCAGAAAAUUAGAUAUUUUAUGACCAUUGUUUCUUAUAAUUUUGACUAAGAAUGAAUGUAUGUUUGUUAACACUGUUUUAUUCUCUGUCUCAUCUCUGCUGAUGCAACCCUGACAACACAUUUCCAAAAAGAUGAUUUGGACUCUUUUUCUUAUCCAUCAAUUGUUUAUCUGCCAGUAAAAAAGCACAAUUUCACCCAAAACAAAGCAACGAGUAUUAGAAAUGGCACUGGACGCUGAGUCCUAAACCAUGAUCCCUGCGUUUCUAAAAGCAGGUCAGUGUUGCGAAGGCUGUGCGGCACUUUAUUUCCUCUGUGAGCAGCUUUUCUUUGAACUCCUCACCUGAACUUAUUUUUACCCAGAAAUUUUUACCGACGUAGUCACUAGAUGAACUCCAUAUUUGUCUGAUUUUUAGACCCCGUUAGUCAGUUUUCUUUGUUAAACCUUGCAUUAUUUCAUUAGCUGUGCCGCUUGUCAUCUUCCCAAAUUGACCUCACAAGCAAAUAUUUAUUUAUUUAUGAAAGAAGGUAAAAAGCCCUAAAAUAAUGGAGAAUGUGGUUUUCCCUCCUUUAUCCGAUCAAGUCAGUUGUUUCACACAAACUAAAGCAAAACACUAUCCAGUUGCAUGAAAGAGAAUAUAGAGGUGAUUUCUAUGCAACAGCUGUGCAUGUUUAUCAAAAGGGUUUCAACCUUCAGCAAAGCACUGGGUUUGGGUCAUGAUGAUGAUGAUGGAGAAAUGAGUGAGCAGAUCACUUGUAUAGCUAAAAUGAGACAUUAAAUCAUUAUGUACUGAUAUCUGCACUUAUUCAUAAAUACAGGUUGUAUAUAUCAGUGUGCUUUGGAGUCUUCAUUUUGGUGACUGUGUUUGCAUCUGCAGGUGUGGUUCAAUUCUGCCACUACCCAGAUAGCACACGUACAUUUCUAAAAUGUCUGUUUAAGAAUGUUUCAUCUGGAAAGCAUCACACUCUAAUUAACAUCUGCUAAACAUCUUAUAAAGAUCAGAUUUACAAAUAUUCUAAAUAAUAAACAUCUGCUGAAUGUCUUAUUGACAUCCGAGGGGAAGCGUUUUAUAGACGUAUUGCAAAUGAGCAAACAACCUAAAAAAAUGUAAACUCACACACAUCAUAU